Molecule: messenger RNA, 2893 nt
Organism: Leptomonas pyrrhocoris
Lineage: Eukaryota; Euglenozoa; Kinetoplastea; Trypanosomatida; Trypanosomatidae
Product: putative proteophosphoglycan ppg3
Exons: 1
Coding region: 1088-2893 (601 amino acids)
Molecular function (GO): protein binding
Source: RefSeq, a predicted model, not a curated record
AGUAACUAAUAUAUAUUUUUUGUACACAAUAAUAGGCCUUUUUUUUGCGUGUAGAUAGCGUUCCACUUUGACAAUAUCCUGACAGAGAUAUCAUAUCAGAAAAAAGUUUGGAUACGUCUUUACAGCGUAACUGUUUUCUCCUUCUAUCACACUGUGCCUUCUUCUCAAUUACGUUAUUGAUUCAUUUCUUUUUUUUUCUUCUAACUAUACCUUUCCUGUUAACGGAAAAUUUGUCAUUGACCGAGAACAGAGAUUAAGCUGUGAGUGCGACCGAACUAUAAUAGCGCCAGUUGACGAUCGAACCACCUACAAAAGUUAAUUUUGACUUCCUUUAGGUGAGUUUUCUUUCUCCUUCUGCCUCAUUGUAGUCCCAUCGAUCUGCGCUUUUUCUUUUAUCUCACUGUUUCUUUUUCUUCUUUCUUCUAUCUCCUUCCUUUCAAAUCUGUGCACGUGCGUGUGUGACUUCCUUUGUGUCGACAGCAAGAAAGCGAACAUAAAAAUUCCUUUCUUUUUUUUUCAAAGGAACAAAUACAAUAGUAUCCACUAGCACUAUCUUUCUUCUUUUUCUCUUUUCUCUUUUUCUCCUUUCCUCUUUUCUCUUUUUUUUUUCUUCUGCCCAUCAUUGAGAGCCGAAUCACAUAACAAUCAAGCUCUUAUACUCUUUUUUUUUCUUUAACUGUUAUCUAUUUCUCUUUCCAGUGUUUUCCCAUUUUCAUUUCUACUAGCAGUAAAUUUGCCGAAAAAGUUUUUUUCCCCUUUUUUGAAACCUAAGCACCGCUAAGAGCGUGAAAAGUAGAGGUUUUUGUGCAUGCCUUCUCUUUCUGAUCCUCCUCUUCUCACUUUUCGUAGACUGCAAUUUCCUCCAAAAGCAAAUACUGAAAACCAUAUCAUCAUACAAUCAAAGAAAGCACCAUUGUCAUUUACCUCUCGAAUUGCACCAGCUUCGUAUAUCUUUGAGCACUUCUGUCAAAUCUUCUUAUCGAACUGUUACACUUUACUGUUGUUUAGUUAACUGACCAAAUCACCAGUAAAGCGAUUUUCUCUUCUCUUUUUAGAACGUUUGUGCAAUACAGCUUUUCCGCCAACCAUGUCUUCUUACCACACAUCCAGGUGGUUGCGCAGCAGGCUGGCUGCCGUUCUAGUUUGCGUUGUGCUGCUUGCCCUUGCUGGUGGCGGCGCCCGAUCAGCCCCUACUGCGCAAAGCGAGCGCGGCUGCUCUGCUACCAUUCCGUUUUACACUGCAUCGCAGCAGGAAAACACCCGCAAAUUCCUCGAUGCCUUUAAAGAGUCAAUUCCUGCUCUCAAGCGUCUGUGGACGUGUGACAACUUCUGCGACCGCGCCUACGUCACGUGCUCUUGGAACGGAGUUGAGGUCAACAUUGAAGACAUCAUCGUCGACGGUAGUCUUCCAGAAGUUCCAACAAGUGCUGCUGGCUCUGAAGUCGUUGUCACCGCCAUCAAAGUUCACGGUAACGGAUCAAACCUGGCCGGUACCUUGCCGUCUACGUGGGGCAUCCUGGAGAACCUCAUGGAGCUUCAACUCGCGGGAACUGGUUUGUCCGGAACACUCCCGGAGUCAUGGGGUGAAGCAGAUACCGCAAACCCAGAGAACCCCUUCAUUUCGAUCCAACGCAACGCCGCGCCGCUGCUCCCCGCUAAGAAAAAAGUACGCAACCUGUCCUACAACAACCUCACCGGUCCCCUGCCCGUAGCUUGGGCGCAGCACAACAUCUUUGAUAUUUUGCUGCUCAACAACAAUCACUUCAGCGGUCCCUUACCCACCGAGUGGGCAGGUUUAACCCGGCUGGAAGGGCUCAAUCUCUCUACGAAUGAUCUCAGCGGCUCUCUCCCCGCGAGCUGGUCUGCCUUGACCACCAUGCAGCAGCUUUCCAUCAGUAACAAUGAAAUUGGCGGAACGCUCCCACCGGAGUGGUCAGCCAUGAACAAGAUGCUCACACUCGAACUGAACAGUAACAAGAUCAUCGGAACUAUUCCUCCGUCAUGGGCUACGUCAAUGACCAAAGUAGACGUCAUCACCGUCGAGGACAACAACCUUUGCGGAUGCGUUCCGGAACCUUGGAAGAACAGCACGUCCACUUCCGUCAACGCUGAUCCGCCCCUUUGGACUCCCGAUUGCGCCACAGCAAACCCCUGUGAAGGCAGCAGUUCUAGCAGCAGCUCCGCCCCGUCGUCCUCGUCUUCGUCGUCCUCGGCGGCCUUCAGCUCGGGCAGCAGUUCUGAUGCGUGUCACGAUCGUGUUCCAUACUACUCUGACUCGGAAACAGAAAACACGCGCAAAUUUUUGAACGCAUUUGCUCAGAACUUUGCUUAUCUCACGCCGAUUUGGGUUUGCCCGAAUUUUUGCGUAUGGGAAGGGGUGUCGUGUACACCAAAUGGUAUCGAGAUGGAUCUGAGUGGGAUGGGGGUGGAGGGCUCCCUGCCUCCCCUGCCUGCAGACUGCCUCGCGUCAGAGGUUGUCAUCAAAGGUAUCAACAUUGGCGAUCCUGGCAACAAGGUGUCAAUCGACGGUGGACUUCCGGAGAAUUGGGGUGAUCUUUCUCAGCUGUCCACUUUGGACCUGUCGUACAGCGGCGUCUCUGGUACUCUUCCCUCUUCUUGGAGCUCGAUGAAUCUGGAUACGCUCAAUCUGGGACACAACAACCUAAGCGGUCCGCUUCCGGUGGAGUGGAGCGAGAUGAGCACGCUGAACGAGUUGUACCUGAACAACAACCAGCUGACCGGUUCGAUUCCCUCGGGCUAUUUUUUUAUGGUAAAUCUCUCCAUCUUGGAUGUGUCGAACAACCAGCUGACUGGAUCGCUGCCCUCCAUCAAGGGUGGGAGCCGAAAGUUCCGUAUCUUUGGCGGCGAUUUGCAACGCUCGGUGGCAAAGUAG